Messenger RNA from Alnus glutinosa, 1291 nucleotides. RefSeq lists its product as uncharacterized. The transcript has 2 exons. Lineage: Eukaryota; Viridiplantae; Streptophyta; Magnoliopsida; Fagales; Betulaceae. The record is from RefSeq and is a predicted model, not a curated record. The coding region runs from base 224 to 970 and encodes 248 amino acids.
GCCUCUUCCACGGCAGAACCACAGGAUGACACACGUACGCAAAGCACAGCAAUGCACUAUAAAACUGCUCACACGUCGAUUCAUCUACACACGUGUCUUCUUCCCCCAGAAACAGAGAGUCCCUCCACUCUCUUUUCUUUUGUGUCUCUGUUCCAAGCAGACGACGAUCAAGGACGACGUACCCACGAAUCCGUGGAGAAAAUAUUAGAAUAGGAAAGGCAAAAUGCAAUCGAGGGUAGCAGACACCACAAGAAGGUCGCCUUUGGUUCUCUCUCUAGCCCACAACCAUGUUCUCCGCUGGCGCAGAGGACGACUUGCCUCGUCCUCGGCUGGUCGCACCGCUGACCCUGACAUUCAUUCCGGAGAAGUCGAAGCUGGCCCUGAUGUGUGUUACAGAAAAAACGAAGGUCAAGGAACUGCGCUGGAUGCUGAUGAUACGGGCAAGCAAGAAACGGAACACGAACCAAGAACAGAAACCGGACCAUUGAAGCCUCCAAGAAUACCUUAUGCUUCCUCUACGAGGCUGGAGAGCACUGGCGGGCUGAACCCGCCCUCGGACCCCAUCAUCCAGCAAAAGCGUCGCCAUGUAACAAGCAGCCUGGAAGAAGUCAGUUGUUGUGCAGGGCUUGAGGGGACGCCGGGGCUAAAGGACAAGGAGGAAGAGCAGAGAGUCGACAGAGAGGAACAAGUUGAGGAUUACAGAGAGUACUACAAUCAUCACAAGGCCUCGCCAUUGUCGGAGAUCAAACUGGUCGAUACGAGGAAGCCCAUUACUAGGGCCACUGAUGGGACAGCGGAUGCCGACGAGCAUGAGGGUCUUGCUAGCGAUGUGAUUGGGUGGAGACCGGAGCAGCUUGACACGGCGGAGGAGGAGCUUCGGAGGGCCGCUGAGAUAUUCAGGCAGAACGCGAUGCGUGGUGACCCUGAUCUUCCGCACUCGAGGGUUCUUAGAGAGCUUCGUACGUGGUGAAUGGUUUUGAGGAGGAGACUGGGAUUUCUUUUUCUUUUUUUUAUGAGUGCGAAUCUCUGAUGUAAUUGUAAGGUUGUGUGCCUUAAAAUGAAAUGGUAAUUUUGUAGUUAUUUUAGAAAAAAUUGCACAAUUAGAGUGCUAAAGAUUUUGUUAGGGAGAAACCAAAUUAAAGAUAGGUUGGAAUUUCACUUUCAAGAAGCUAGGUUCAAAAAGAUAAGGUAACAAAACAAUGAAAACAGAAUGUUUUGUUGGUACCCAUGUUGGGCGAAGCACAUGAACAAUAUUUAUGUUAUGUUGUUGGUGCACGGUACUGUUCAUUCU